GGCUGUGGGAGUUUCGCUGGUUUAAAAAUACACAGAGGAAGCCAGUGAGAGGGUGAGAGAAAGGGGAAGGGGAGCUGGGGAAGGCACCUCAACCUUGAUGUCCAGAGCCCCGAGGGCCUGCUUGCCGGCCGGCCGGAGGCUUUGCACGACUCGCCAAGAUGACGGAAGGGCCCAAGAAGGCCAGCAGAAAGUUCAAAUUCUUCAAGUUCAAGGGCUUUGGGAGUCUCUCCAACCUCCCUCGGUCCUUCACUCUGAGACGGCCCUCGGCCCCCAUCAGUGUUCAGUCCCAGCUGGAGCCUGACACAUUUGAGGCCACCCAGGAUGACAUGGUGACAGUUCCCAAAAGCCCUCCCGCCUAUGCCCGCUCCAGUGACAUGUACAGCCACAUGGGAACCAUGCCUCGCCCCAACACCAAGAAGGCUCGGGACCGGGCUCGAGACCAGGCUCAGGAGCAAGCCCGGAAGGGGAGCCCUGAGCCUCACCUGGUACUUCGAGGUCUACCCGACCCCCCAGGUUUGGAGGCAGCCAAGGAGGUGGUGGUGAAGGCCAACAGCCCCCUGAAGAACACUCCAGCAGCGGGACCUGGCCCUUCAGCAGUGGAGAUGGACCCCACAAGAAAGCCUGAGGACCCCGUGGCGGACACAGAGGAGCAGGUAGCUCCCAGAGAUGCACACUCAGAAAGGGCCACCGGAGAGCCAGCGGCUGGCGAGGACUACGUGAAGUUCUCCAAGGAGAAGUACAUCCUGGACUCGUCGCCAGAGAAACUGCACAAGGAGUUGGAGGAGGAGCUCAAACUCAGCAGCACAGACCUUCGCAGUCACGCCUGGUACCACGGCCGCAUCCCCAGAGAGGUCUCAGAGACCCUGGUUCAGCGCAAUGGGGACUUCCUCAUCCGGGACUCGCUCACCAGCCUGGGCGACUACGUGCUCACUUGCCGCUGGCGCAACCAGGCCUUGCACUUCAAGAUCAACAAGGUGGUGGUGAAGGCGGGCGAGAGCUACACCCACAUCCAGUACCUGUUUGAGCAGGAGAGCUUCGACCACGUGCCCGCCCUGGUGCGCUACCAUGUGGGCAGCCGCAAGGCCGUGUCGGAGCAGAGCGGCGCCAUCAUCUACUGCCCCGUCAACCGCACCUUCCCGCUGCGCUACCUCGAGGCCAGCUACGGCCUGGGCCAGGGCAGUGGCAAGGCUGCCAGCCCCGCCAGCCCUUCGGGCCCCAAGGGCAGCCACAUGAAGCGGCGCAGCGUCACCAUGACCGACGGGCUCACCGCAGACAAGGUCACCCGCAGCGACGGCUGCCCCACCAGCGCUUCCCUGCCCCAGCCCCGGGACUCCAUCCGCAGCUGCGCCCUCAGCAUGGACCAGAUCCCGGACCUGCGCUCGCCCAUGGCCCCCAUCUCUGAGAGCCCCAGCUCCCCCGCCUACAGCACCGGUAUGGUAACCCGUGUCCACGCUGCGCCUGCAGCCCCCUCUGCCACAGCACCUCCUGCCUCCCCCGUCACCCGCCGCUCCAGUGAGCCCCAGCUGUGUUCCAGAAAUGCCCCGAAGCCACUUGGGGAGCUGGACAAGGGCCCUCCCACUAGCCCCUCUCGUGCCCUCUGCAAGGCGUCUCCAUCACCGUCACUCAGCAGCUACAGCGACCCGGACUCUGGCCAUUACUGCCAGCUCCAGCCUCCCGUUCGUGGCAGCCGGGACUGGGCAGCAGGAGAGGCCUCCAGCCGGCAGGCCAGGAGCUAUGGGGAGAGGCUAAAGGAACAGUUAGAAAACGGAGUCCCCGAGGGGGAUGGGGGCAAGGCCUUCACAGUCCCCACUGUGGAAGCCACCUCUUCCUUCAACCCAGCCACCUUCCAGUCGCUGCUGAUUCCCAAAGAUAACCGGCCGCUGGAGGUGGGCCUUCUGCGCAAGGUCAAGGAGCUGCUGACGGAGGUGGACGCCCGGACGCUGGCCCGGCAUGUCACCAAGGUGGACUGCCUGGUUGCUAGGAUACUGGGCGUUACCAAGGAGAUGCAGACCCUAAUGGGAGUCCGCUGGGGCAUGGAGUUGCUCACCCUCCCCCAUGGCCGGCAGCUACGACUAGACCUGCUGGAAAGGUUCCACACCAUGUCCAUUAUGCUGGCGGUGGACAUCCUGGGCUGCACCGGCUCCGCCGAGGAGCGGGCCGCGCUGCUGCACAAGACCAUCCAGCUGGCUGCCGAGCUGCGCGGGACUAUGGGCAACAUGUUCAGCUUCGCCGCCGUCAUGGGCGCCCUAGACAUGGCCCAGAUUUCCCGGCUGGAGCAGACAUGGGUGACUCUGAGGCAGCGACACACGGAGGGCGCCAUCCUGUAUGAGAAGAAGCUCAAGCCGUUCCUCAAAAGCCUCAAUGAGGGCAAAGAAGGCCCGCCACUGAGCAACACGACCUUUCCUCACGUACUGCCACUCAUCACUCUGCUGGAGUGCGACUCGGCCCCGGCCGAGGGCCCCGAGCCCUGGGGCAGCACAGAGCAUGGCGUGGAGGUGGUGUUGGCCCACCUAGAAGCGGCCCGCACGGUGGCGCACCACGGAGGCCUGUACCACACCAACGCCGAGGUCAAACUGCAAGGGUUCCAGGCCCGGCCUGAGCUCCUGGAGGUGUUCAGCACCGAGUUCCAGAUGCGUCUGCUCUGGGGCAGCCAGGGCGCCAGCAGCAGCCAGGCCCGGCGCUACGAGAAGUUCGACAAGGUCCUCACUGCCCUGUCCCACAAACUGGAGCCUGCCGUUCGCUCCAGCGAGCUGUGACGCCAGGGACCUUUUGCCUCUGCAGCUUCGGGCAUCAUCGGGGGCAGAGGGACAAGGACUUUUCUCCAGAGCACCCCAGGGACACUGUGAUCAGCCCGAGAAUGUUCUGGGUUCAGCUCCAGGAUCUCCUCUGUACCUCCAGGGUCCUGCGUGGAUUCUGGACUGCACCCCACCGCCCCACGCUCGCAAGUCUCCCUUCAGGAAGAACAGCAACCGCUGUUCCUCCCACCAGCUUCUGCUGCUUCCCUUCCUGCCAAGGUUCCCUGUUUUUGAGCCAUGGAGGCUCCUCACGCCUCCUCUCUCUCCUCCAGGAAUCUGCUCCCACCGACACCAAGGCCUCCCUCUUACUGUAAAUAAGUCUGUUCUGUAAAUAGAUGUACAGAAGCCAUGUUCUUUCUUUCAUAUAAUAAACUUUUAUGACUCUUU
Tupaia belangeri chinensis (Chinese tree shrew) is the source of this 3182-nucleotide messenger RNA. RefSeq names its product SH2 domain containing 3C (gene SH2D3C). Gene Ontology annotation, molecular function: phosphotyrosine residue binding; guanyl-nucleotide exchange factor activity. The record is from RefSeq and is a predicted model, not a curated record. The coding region runs from base 159 to 2756 and encodes 865 amino acids. Gene Ontology annotation, biological process: small GTPase-mediated signal transduction; positive regulation of peptidyl-serine phosphorylation. The transcript is spliced from 12 exons. Lineage: Eukaryota; Metazoa; Chordata; Mammalia; Scandentia; Tupaiidae.